AUGACUACUCCUACUAUCAACACUUCCACCACUGAGUUUGCUUCUGCUGAUGAAACUCGUGAUUUGGCCGCUUCUUUCGCUGCCUCUCUCGGUCAACAACAGCAACAACAACAACCUCAACCAGGUACUGUUACUCCUCAUGCUAAUGAGGAUGGCAUCUCUGCUAGAGAUUGGGCUUUGUUCCGUGAUCCCGUUCUCCACAACGAGCGUCUUGAAGCCAUUCGCCAAAAGAAGGGCUUCAUUAUUGAUAUGGAUGGUGUUAUCUAUCACGGCUCCAAUUUAUUGCCUGGUGCUAAGGAAUUUGUUGAAUUCUUGGAGAAGAAUAACAAAAAGUAUCUCUUCUUGACCAACAACUCUGCUCCCACUCCUCGUGAAUUGCAGCAAAAGCUUCAACGUCUUGGUAUUGAUGUUACCGAAGAUCAUUUCUUCACAUCUGGUCAAGCUACCGCCUACUUCCUUCACUCUCAAAUGCCCGAGGGUGGAACCUGUUAUGUCAUUGGUGAACCUGGUCUUGCUUAUGCUCUCUACGACAAGGGUUUCUUCAUGAAUGAUCACAAUCCUGACUAUGUUGUUUUGGGUGAAUCUGCUGUCUACAACUUUGAAAAGUUGACCAAGGCCGUUCAACUUGUUCAACAAGGUGCCAAGUUGAUUUCCACCAAUUUAGAUGUAGAGACUCUCGAUUCCAAGGGCCGUAAGAUUCCUGCUACCGGUGCUUUCACCGCUUGUGUUGAAUUAGUCACUAAGACUAAAGCUUUCUUCUGUGGUAAGCCUUCUGCUUUGAUCAUGCGUUAUGCACAACGUGUUCUUGGCUUGUCUCGUUUGGAAACCUGUAUUAUCGGUGAUCGUAUGGAUACUGAUAUUGUUGCUGGUAUUUCAUCUGAAAUUGAUCCCGUUCUCGUACUUUCUGGUGUCACUGAAAUGAGUGAUCUCAACCUCUUCGCCUAUCAUCCUUUCGUAAUCUUGGGUGGUGUCUACGAAAUCCCUAAUAACGAUGAUAAGAACAAGCUUACUGACAGCGAUCUCGAAGAAGCUAGCAGACGCGCAUCUUACCUUUAA
Molecule: messenger RNA, 1056 nt
Organism: Mucor velutinosus
Lineage: Eukaryota; Fungi; Mucoromycota; Mucoromycetes; Mucorales; Mucoraceae
Exons: 5
Coding region: 1-1056 (351 amino acids)
Molecular function (GO): phosphatase activity
Source: RefSeq, a predicted model, not a curated record